AUGCGGUUUCAGUUCCUAUCUUUCAGUUCUCAGAAAGACUAUAAAAGGGAUCUGGAGACUGAAAUUAAGGGGAAAGGAAUGCAGGUGAACACAGACACUCUUGAUGUCCAGAGAGCUAAGAAGGCAUCUGAGAUGGCCAGCCAGAAACAAUACAAGAAAGACUUAGGAAGUGAAAUUAAAGGGAAAGGAAUGCAGGUGAGCAUGGAUAUCCCAGAUAUACUUCGAGCCAAGAGGGUGUCUGAAAUCUACAGCCAGUGGGACAUCUUUAUUCCUCAUAAUCCCAAACUGUCUUGCAUCUUACCACCCAGCUAUAAAGAGCAAAACUACAAAGCCACUCUGGUAAGCAUGACCCCAGAGAUAGAGAGAGUGAGGAGGAGCCAGGAGCAGCUGAGUGUGGUAAAAUACAAAGGCGAGAUGAAACAGGCCACUGCCAUUUCCGAUCCUCCGGAGCUGAAGAGGGUGAAGGAGAACCAGAAACACAUCAGCAAUGUUCAUUAUAAAGGUCAACCAGGAAGACCUACUGCUUUAAGUGUAACUCCUGAAAUGGAAAGAGUAAAGAAGAAUCAAGAAAAUAUUAGCUCGGUAAAAUAUACCCAGAGCCAUAAACAGAUGAAAGGUAGACCAAGUCUGAUUUUAGAUACACCUGCCCUGAGAUAUGUUAAAGAAGCACAAAAUCAUAUUUCCAUGGUAAAAUACCAUGAAGAUUUUGAGAAGACAAAGGGGAGGGGCUUCACCCCUGUGGUGGAUGAUCCUGUGACCGAGCGAGUGAGGAAGAACAUCCAGGUUGUCAGUGACGCCGCCUAUAAGGGUGUCCCUCCCCACAUUGUGGAGAUGGACCGGAGACCUGGCAUCAUUGUUGACCUCAAAGUUUGGCGCACAGAUCCUGGCUCCAUCUUCGACCUUGACCCCUUGGAAGACAAUAUUCAGUCUAGAAGUCUGCGUAUGCUUUCCGGUACUGCUAACGUUCUGAGUUUCUGCCUGUUGUGGUUUUGUGCUGAAAGUGAAGCUGCACUAGAGGUUCAUUACGGCGACUUUGCAAUGUACUUUUAA
This is a messenger RNA of Nycticebus coucang (slow loris), 1050 nucleotides long. Its product is annotated as nebulette-like. The record is from RefSeq and is a predicted model, not a curated record. NCBI's taxonomy places the organism in Eukaryota, Metazoa, Chordata, Mammalia, Primates, Lorisidae. Gene Ontology annotation, cellular component: Z disc. Gene Ontology annotation, biological process: cardiac muscle thin filament assembly. The transcript is spliced from 9 exons. The coding region runs from base 1 to 1050 and encodes 349 amino acids. Gene Ontology annotation, molecular function: actin filament binding.